Protopolystoma xenopodis is the source of this 1449-nucleotide messenger RNA. NCBI's taxonomy places the organism in Eukaryota, Metazoa, Platyhelminthes, Monogenea, Polystomatidea, Polystomatidae. The record is from the annotation of a GenBank genome assembly.
AUGUACUUUGCUCCUCCUCUUCCUUCAACCUCUGCCUCUUCCGUCGGCCUUCCCUUCUCUGCUGGUCUGCACCUAGCAUCCCGGCUCUACUAUCUUCUUCGUACUCAGUGGGCUGAGCUCCAGGCUACGGCAAGCGCCGUCUCAGCCUCCAGUGUCACUUGCCUUAAAGGUUCCGCACAGAUUAACUUGGUCUCGCCUUCUGACGAAGUCAAAUUUGAACCUACUGUCUCCUUUCCUAUUCUUCAACUUGGUUGCAAUCUCGAGUUCAUCACUUCCUCGCCUCAUAAAGCCAGCUUUGUUAGCCGCGCAACAGCCAGCCUAGUCUGGCCACAGCUUAUCACCUUUCCUAACUCACCAAGUCACCUUCAUUCUUAUGCAAGACAUUCUUCUAGUCGUACUAUUUAUUAUAAGAAUACAAAUUCUAAUUCCAAUAGUGGUAGCAAUGAUGCAAACAGUUUUAGAACGGUAGGCUCUUCUCUUUUUUCUGGCUCAACCGAGCCUAAUCCUCCAUCAAGUCCUGGCUCAGGCGAUUCUUUCAAGUUGCCAAACCCACCUUCAUCUGCCCCUCAGAUGUCAGAAAAAAUUUUCCCCAGAUCGCUCGCGAAUUCAUUCAUGGUUCGAUGUGUCCUGCUAUCCGGCUCAUCUGAAGCCGGUUUCCAGAAACCGUGGGCUGCGAUAGUGAACAAUACAACAAGAAAGCCGUUUCCUCCUUCCGGACCCCAGUUUGGUACUUUUGCGCGCCUCUUGCUGCCGUUAGCAGUGCCAGGCGAAACUGUCGAUUGCGUCCUUAAGCUGGCCAAUCCAUCGACACGCCCAUUGCUCGUGCAGCCUAUCCUCUUAGACAGCCUGUUGCACCAUUCGGAAGCUACUUCAACACCAUUCGAGUCAGCCAUGAUGCUCAAACGCAAAGAAUGGUUCACCAGACUUCUGGAAUCAGUCCAAAUACCAUUGGGCGGCCCAUCUAGUAUGAUUAGUACCGCCUACGGUAUUUUUAAUCUACAGGCUGUGGCUCCUUUCACACUCUACCCUAUUGAACUCACUCCUGUCCAACGAUUGAUGCCCUCCUGUUGCCCUGUUUUUCUGCUAUCUCCAGCUUCUCCUUUAGCCCGUAACUCAUCUGCUUCGGCUGGCUCCAGGCUUAAUUUAAGAAUCACAUUUCAGGCCUUUGCUCGUUCACUUAAGGAGGGGCAAAACAAUUACGGUGACUCCGUCUUUUCUGCGACGUCAACUUCGACUCGCUCAGAAGAAGAAAGGCAGGAAAACUCUUCUUAUGAGACCUCUUCUCUAGUUACGAGCAACCUCCUGCUAAUUAGGAAUAACUUAACUUCUCUUGAGCCUCUUUUGCUACAUUCACAGGUGAAUUUAGAUCUCGUUACCUUUAUUUUUAUAAGAAAGAGUCUAUAUCUAUCUCCUCGCACUGUAUUAUUCAACAGUAAAGCUAAUGACUAA